UUCAGAUCUUUUAUAAAAUACCUUUAGUGCGUUAGUGAACUCCGACUGGAGUGAACAUAAUUGGACUUAAACAGUACACAAUGUGGUUAACGCGAGUUGUAUUUUUCGUAUCCGUUUUAUAUUGGUGCAAUGCUUAUAUGAAACAAUGCAGCGACUGCAAAUUCUAUCGUGCGUGUCCUGAAGCUAUACAUUUCGCAGCAAUUACUAAAAAUGAUCAAAUAAAAUCUACGAAAUUAAUGUCGUCGAUUUGCGGUGUCGAAAUUGUAAAUGGAAGCAGGAUACCCAAAAUUUGCUGCUCUGAUUAUACUUUGACCGAUGAGCGAUCUGGUGUUCCCGAAUCUACGGAUCCAAAAGACUCAAUAGAAAAGAACACGAAUGUUGCACUUCUACCAGAGGAUUGUGGUCAUAUUGACGGGGGACGUAUUUUAGGAGGAACCCUUGCAAACCUAUACGAAUUCCCGUGGAUGGCUCUCAUUUCGCACAAGUCACGCUUAAGAUCAGCUAAUAAUGACAUGUAUUUUAAAUGCGGAGGAACUAUUAUUAACUCCCGAUACAUUCUGACGGCUGCUCACUGUGUUGUAAAGAAAAAGCUUUAUAAAGUUCGAGUCGGCGAAUUGGAUCUCAGUUCGAAAGAAGAUUGUCAAGGAGAAUAUCCGAAUUACUUCUGCGAGGCUCACAUUCAGGAUAUAGAAAUCGAAGAAAGUAUUCCCCAUAAGGAAUAUCAACGUACGCCGUCAAAGAACGAUAUUGCAUUACUUCGUCUUAAGCAACCAAUUGAAUUUGGACACAAGAAUGUCGCACCCAUUUGUCUGCCAGUAUUGAGCGAGCUCCGUAACAUAACUCUUGUUGGUAAAAUAGGUACCAUAGCAGGCUGGGGUAAAACCGAAGAAGGCAUUAAAUCCGCCCCGCUUCGAAAAGUCGACAUUCCAAUACUUUCAACCUCUGCUUGCCGUGAACAAAAUCCAGAAACGACGCCUAGCCAGUUCUGCGCCGGUGAGUUAGGGAAAGAUUCUUGUAAUGGAGACUCCGGUGGCCCUCUCAUGAUGGAAAAUAAAGUCAAUGGCAAAUACAAAAUGAUCCAGUACGGCAUCGUAUCGUAUGGCCCAAAGAUAUGUGGAACGGACACUCCUGGGGUAUAUACUAAUGUCGUCAGCUAUAUGGACUGGAUAUUAAGUAAUAUUAAGCCUUAAACAAGAAGAAUAUUAACAGUAUUAUAGUUCUAAAUGACAAUAAUAACAUUUAACCUUAAAAUAUCUCUAAAUAUUAGUUUUAUGUAAAGAAACAGUUAUGUUUUUAAUUUACAACUACUUAUGAAAAACCUUUAAAGUAAAAUUGCAUUUAACUAACAUAAAGACUUCCAAUUCUAAUGUAACAUGUAACUUUAUUACAUAUAACAUGUAAUUUUAUCGCAAUCGAAUCGAAAUGCAAUAAUAAUCGUUGAACCAUUUUCGUACUCUACUAACACAACGGUCCAGUAGACGAAAUGUAAUCGAAAUAUAAUUAGGAACGUAUCUUAUAAACUCGUGGAAUUGGUGCGUAGUUACAAUUCAAACUGAGAAUUAUUUUCGUAUAAUCGAACUUUGAUCAUAAUAGAACCGUGAACGAAUCGUAAUCGUUAUAACUUAGUAGAAUAAGCCCCUGAUUUCAUCCCAAGGGUUUUUGUACGUCGACUUGUAAAAAAUAACAUUUAGUAAAAUUUACAUCCUAGUACUUUAAAUAGCGGAAUCAAACUUGUUUACUUAUUCCUAUCUCAAUUACAAAAGGUUAACCGAUAAGCUCUAUACAAUAAUUACUUAUAAAAUAAAAGUGAUAAACACACAGUUAUUAAGAUAAAUACCUCCUUCAACAUAAUUACUCUUUAUAAGACCGUAUGCGCUUAACAAUAAUUUACGACUGUAUAUUAAAUAAACAAUAUACGCA
This is a messenger RNA of Vanessa atalanta (red admiral), 1920 nucleotides long. Its product is annotated as melanization protease 1-like. The transcript has 7 exons. Gene Ontology annotation, biological process: proteolysis. NCBI's taxonomy places the organism in Eukaryota, Metazoa, Arthropoda, Insecta, Lepidoptera, Nymphalidae. Bases 81 to 1190 code for a protein of 369 amino acids. The record is from RefSeq and is a predicted model, not a curated record. Gene Ontology annotation, molecular function: serine-type endopeptidase activity.